UUGUUAGCGCGCGUGCUGUGAACGACGCCGCUGAAUGAUAGCUCUGAGUGCAUUGUUAACCAAGUACACGAUCGGUAUUAUGAGCAAUCUAAGCAAUGGCAAUCCUCAACAGCAACAGAACCAGCAACAGCAGCAGCCACCAAAUGCAGCAGCUGCAGCAGCAGGCCAGGGGAAUGCUGUGGGUGGGGGCGCGGGUGUGGGCAUAGAGCUGCCAGCUCCUGCUCCGCCAGGACUGGGGGCUGCCGUGGGCGUGGUGGCAGUCCAGCGGCAACGUCUGCUGCAGCAGGCGCAACAGAACACCGCUGCCGAGGGCAGUGGCCUGGAACGAGGAAGCUGCCUGCUCCGCUAUGCUUCGCAAAACUCCCUGGACGAGAGCUCCCAGAAGCACGUCCAGCGGCCCAACGGCAAGGAGCGCGGCACAGUGGGACAAUACAGCAACGAGCAGCACACAACCCGCUCCUUCGAUGCCAUGAACGAGAUGCGCAAACAAAAACAACUCUGUGAUGUCAUAUUGGUGGCCGAUGAUGUAGAGAUUCAUGCCCAUCGCAUGGUAUUGGCCUCGUGCAGUCCCUACUUCUAUGCGAUGUUCACCAGCUUCGAGGAGUCGCGUCAGGCGAGGAUCACACUACAGAGCGUGGAUGCACGAGCACUGGAAUUGCUCAUCAAUUAUGUGUACACCUCGACGGUGGAGGUGAACGAGGAUAACGUGCAGGUCCUGCUGACGGCAGCCAAUCUGCUGCAGCUCACGGAUGUGCGGGAUGCCUGUUGUGAUUACCUGCAGACGCAAUUGGAUGCCAGCAAUUGUCUGGGCAUACGCGAGUUUGCCGAUCUUCAUGCCUGCGUGGAGCUGCUCAACUACGCGGAGACCUACAUCGAAGAGCAUUUCAACGAUGUGAUCCAGUUCGAUGAGUUUCUGAAUCUCUCGCACGAGCAGGUUAUCAACCUGAUAGGAAACGAUCGCAUUUCGGUGCCCAAUGAGGAGCGCGUCUACGAGUGUGUGAUCGCCUGGCUGCGCUACGAUGUGCCCAUGCGGGAGCAGUUCACCUCGGCUCUGAUGGAGCAUGUGCGCCUGCCGUUCCUGUCCAAGGAGUACAUUACCCAGCGCGUGGACAAGGAACUGCUGCUGGAGGGUAAUAUCAUAUGCAAGAAUCUGAUCAUAGAGGCCCUCACCUACCACCUGCUGCCCACGGAGACGAAGUCGGCUCGCACAGUGCCUCGAAAGACGGUGGGCAUGCCGAAGAUCUUGUUGGUGAUUGGCGGUCAGGCCCCCAAGGCCAUACGCGCCGUCGAGUGGUACGAUCUGCGCGAUGAGAAGUGGUACCAGGCUGCCGAGAUGCCCAAUCGUCGCUGCCGCUCCGGAUUGAGCGUGCUGGGCGAUAAGGUCUAUGCCGUGGGUGGCUUCAACGGCGCACUGCGGGUCCGCACUGUGGAUGUCUACGAUCCGGCCACCGAUCACUGGGCCAGCUGCUGCAACAUGGAGGCUAGGCGAUCUACGCUGGGCGUGGCUGUGCUGAACGGCUGCAUCUUUGCCGUGGGCGGAUUCGACGGCACCACCGGACUCUCCAGCGCCGAGAUGUACGACCCAAAGACUGAUAUCUGGCGAUUCAUCGCCUCCAUGUCCACGCGUCGCAGUUCCGUGGGUGUGGGCGUCGUUCAUGGCCUGCUCUAUGCCGUUGGCGGCUACGAUGGCUUCUCCCGCCAGUGUUUGUCCUCCGUGGAGCGUUACAAUCCCGACACAGACACCUGGUCUGCCAUCGCCGAGAUGACUUCCCGUCGCAGUGGAGCUGGCGUGGGAGUGCUGAACAACAUCCUGUACGCGGUGGGGGGACACGAUGGCCCCAUGGUCCGCAAAUCCGUUGAGGCCUACGACUGCGAGACGAACACCUGGAGCUCUGUGUCGGACAUGUCCUACUGUCGCCGCAACGCCGGAGUGGUGGCCCACGAGGGGCUGCUCUAUGUGGUCGGUGGCGAUGAUGGAACCUCCAAUUUGGCCUCCGUGGAGGUGUACUGCCCGGAGUCGGACAGCUGGCGGAUCCUGCCCGCUUUGAUGACCAUUGGACGCAGUUAUGCGGGCGUCUGUAUGAUCGAUAAGCCCAUGUGAAUGGAAGAGCAGGGUGCAUUGGCACGACAAGCGGCUUCGCUGGCCAUCGCACUGCUGGAUGAUGAAAAUAGCCAGGCUGAGGGGACCAUGGAGGGUGCCAUUGGUGGGGCCAUUUAUGGCAAUAUCCCACCAGUUGGAGCGGCUGCUGCAGCAGCUCCAGUCCAGCCAUCGGCGGCCCCUCAGCCCCCAAAUCAUCCGCACUACGAGAACAUCUAUGCGCCAAUCGGUCAGCCCAACAACAAUCAAAUUGUGGCCGCCGCCAACGUCAAUGCCCCUGCAAAUGUUGAGGAUGCUCAACAGCCACUCCAGCUGGCAGCCCAACCAGCGCCAACAGAAGCCAAUGCCAACAUUAAUCCACCCCCACAACCAGGACCCUCACCACCAUCGCCACAGCCACAGCCACAACCACAGCAGCUAGCACCAACGCCACAGCAACGCGCACUGCCCAUGAACAACUAUCGCAAUGAUUUAUACGAUCGAUCUAUAGCUGGUGCCGGGAUCCUGGGCGCGAGCGCCGCUGCGGCUGCCUACGAUGUGCCGCGUGCAGUGCGCUCAGGCCUGGGAUACCGUCGAAACUUUCGCAUAGAUAUGCAGAAUGGCAAUCGCUAUGGAACCGGACUGCGUUGCACGCCGCUCUACACCAACAGUCGCUCGAAUUGUCAGCGUCAGCGCAGCUUCGACGACACCGAAUCCACCGAUGGCUACAAUCUACCCUAUGCCGCAGCCGGAACAAUGCGCUAUGAGAAUAUCUACGAACAGAUACGCGAUGAGCCCAUCUAUCGACCCACUGCCACCAACCGAGUGCCGCUAUAUACACGCCUCGAUGUACUGGGGCAUGGCAUAGGACGAAUCGAACGACACCUGAGCUCCUCCUGCGGCAACAUUGAUCACUAUAAUCUGGGCGGCCACUACGCCGUGCUGGGACACUCGCAUUACGGAACCGUUGGUCACAUACGACUCAAUGCCAAUGGGGCAGGAGGCACGGCCGCGAGUGGAGGAGGAAGCAGCACUUGCAACGUGCCCAACUGCCAGGCGUAUGUGGGGAGUGCUAGUGCCGCUGCUGCAGCGGCCGCAGCCGCUGGAAUGGAAUACGGCAAUGUAAAGGUUCCCGUUAAGAACAGCGCCUCGAGUUUCUUUAGCUGCCUGCACGGCGAGAAUUCGCAGAGCAUGACCAACAUUUACAAGACGACAGCAGCGGCAAUGGCUGCCCACAACUCUCCGCUCACGCCGAAUGUGUCAAUGGAGCGUGCGGCACGGUCUGCCUCCGCUGGAGCCGCAGGAGCAGUCGUAGACGAUCAAUCUGUGCCGGAAAGCGCUUCCAGUUCAUCAGUAAGCAGUGCCACUCGCCCAACCGGAGCUAUACCCAAGGUGAAGGCUGCCAGCAAGGCGGCCAAGGAGUCGGCAACUGCUCCUCCAAUUGCUGGUCUAGAUAAAAGUGGAUCGACUGCGUCGGUAAAGAGCGGACCAACUGCGGCCGCUAAGAGCGUUUCAACUGCGGCCGUCAAGAGUGCUGCCCUGGCCAAGAAAACCACAUCGACCACAGCCCGUUCGAGUUCUUCGGGAGAUGCCAAUGGGAAUAACACUCUGAAUCGCAUAUCCAAGUCCAGUUUGCAGUGGCAUCUCGUGAACAAAUGGCUGCCACUGUGGAUUGGCCAGGGACCCGAUUGCAAGGUGAUCGACUUUAACUUUAUGUUUUCGCGUGAUUGCGUUAGCUGCGACACAGCCUCCGUGGCCUCUCAGAUGUCGAAUCCUUAUGGCACUCCACGCUUGGGGGGCUUGCCCCAGGACAUGGUUCGCUAUCAGAGCUCUUGCACUGGAUCCUGUGCAGCAUCGACUGCUUCCUCUACUAUGCGUCGGGAUCCAAAUGCAGCAGCCCGUCCUCUUCACAGCACCUUGAGUCGUUUGCGUAGUGGAGCCGACAAGCGUAAUCCGAAUGGAGCGGCAGCAUCAAAUUAUAGAUACGAAGAUCCCUCGUAUGAGAAUGUGCAUGUUCAGUGGCAGAAUGGAUUUGAAUUUGGACGCUCGCGUGACUACGAUCCCACCUACCAUCAGCGUCCGAUGCUGCAGCGUGCCAGGUCCGAGAGUCCUACAUUCAGCAAUCAACAGCGACGCCUGCAACGCCAGGCGGCACAGGCACAGCAGCAGGCACAACCAUCUGCCGCGAAGCCGGGGGAUCCCUUCAAGAACUACAAACUGAAUACGGAGAACAAUAGUUUCAAGCCCAAGCCGCCAGUUCCAGUGGAAUUGCCCGACGAACUCGAGGGCGCUGUGGGCGGUGCAGCUGUGGAAGUGUCUGUCGCGGAGGUCGAAGCGGAACUGCCUGUGGAUCCUCCUGUCAAUUUGAGUGAUAAUGAGACUGAGACGACCAACAGUCAAACCAACCCUCAAUGCUCUACCACCACCAGCAGCAGUAGUAGCAGCGGAAGCCAGAAUAAUGUGAAUGAACACCACGAUUAAGAUCGGAUAAAGUUCACUUUGGUUUUGAGAGCAGCUUUUAAUUUCCUGUUUUAUAUAUUUCAUUUUUAAUUUUGUGUUCAUUUUCUGUCGUCACGCUGCUCCUCUCCUCAAAAUUGGAUCUCAAAAAAUGAAAAAUCAAAAUCGAAUCGACCAAAAAAGCGUU
Drosophila persimilis is the source of this 4721-nucleotide messenger RNA. RefSeq names its product ring canal kelch protein (gene kel). The transcript has 6 exons. Gene Ontology annotation, molecular function: protein binding. NCBI's taxonomy places the organism in Eukaryota, Metazoa, Arthropoda, Insecta, Diptera, Drosophilidae. The record is from RefSeq and is a predicted model, not a curated record.